This is a messenger RNA of Mercurialis annua (annual mercury), 1302 nucleotides long. Its product is annotated as transcription factor PCF1-like. The transcript has a single exon. Bases 420 to 1049 code for a protein of 209 amino acids. The record is from RefSeq and is a predicted model, not a curated record. Gene Ontology annotation, molecular function: DNA-binding transcription factor activity; sequence-specific DNA binding. Gene Ontology annotation, cellular component: nucleus. NCBI's taxonomy places the organism in Eukaryota, Viridiplantae, Streptophyta, Magnoliopsida, Malpighiales, Euphorbiaceae.
GCCCACAGACAACUUUGCACAUAAUCUGUUAAUGGAGAGAACGACACAGACCCCACACUGGACCUAAUAGAGGACCCCACAUCAUCUUUGGUCCCCUGCAUGACACGUAAACUUUUACAGCCCCCACACUUAUAAAUCAACGGCUGAAAAGUUACUUCUAUAUCAGUUUUUUACAGUUUUACCCUCAAUGGGGUCCAUAGAAUCCCCUUAAAGCCCCACACAUUUUUUCUUUCCCUUUUCCUUCAUUCAUCAUCAUCUUCAUCAAUCCAUUUUCUUUCAUUUCCACUACUGCUACUCUUUGUAUAAAACCCUAAUAAAUCAUCUCCUCUGAAUCUCAAUCUUCCCAAAGUUUCAAUCUUUUUUCAUUAAAUCAAAAAACCAAACAAAACCCACAAAUUAUUUCUCAAACUUUUAUCAAAAUGAGCUCUAAAAUCAUUUUCCAUAAGCAUCACCAAGAAACCCCAAACCUAAACAAUUCACCCCUACUCAUGACUGAGUCACAACCCAAACGCAUUACUAUUACCCGACUCGCUCAACCUCAAAAACCCAUAUCCAAGGACCGCCAUACCAAAGUGAAUGGGCGUGGGAGACGGGUCAGGAUGCCAGCCCUUUGUGCAGCUCGGAUCUUUCAGCUGACCCGGGAACUAGGCCACCGUUCGGAUGGUGAAACGGUGGAGUGGCUUCUCCGACACGCGGAGGCUUCUAUUAUUGCUGCGACUGGUACUGGCACUGUACCGUCAGACCCUGUUUCUACCACUAUUGGUGCGGUUCCUAUAUCAUCCGUUUCGCCGUCUGUUCCGUGCAAGAUUCAGACUAGUAUUGCUGGCGGUGGCGUUGUUCAUGGGCAGGGCAUGUUUGCUCUGACGGCGGCGCCGAAUUGCCGUCUUGAUUUGGAGUAUAGACAUAUGCCUUUUACUGCUUUGCUGCUACAGCCAGCUUCUGUUAUGUGUACUGCCUCAGCCGCCGAGGGUGGUGGCAUGCGUCAGCACCGCCACCAGGAGGAGGAGGUGCUUGGAGUCGGGGAUGAUAAUCAUCCAGAGCAUAUGUAGACAAAAUGAAAUUUAGGAUUUGGAUCAACAUUACAGUAUUAAUAAAGUAUAGGUAUCUUUUUGUAAUUUGUGGGGUUUUGUCGUUUUCAGGUUUUUUUGGUGGGUCCAAUUAGGUUUUUAUUUACUCUGGUGGGUUAUGAAUCAAACGUUGGGAAUUGGUAUGUGUUCUUGAUUUGAUUUGUGGGUUUCGAUUAGGAUAUGAUUUCUCCAUUCGAUUUGGUUUGAUAAUAUAAAAGUACAGUCGACCCUCUAA